AUGGCUGACCAAGGCCUGCCAUCAUCUCGUAUGUCGGCGGACGGCGAGAAGGCUGCGUCUGUGCGCGUGGAGAGCGCUGAACGGUCUGAGUCGGGCGAGUCGGCGCCGGUUCAGAUGCAGGAUGACGUUCCGGAUGGAGGGACAGUGGCAUGGUUGCAGGUCUUGGGCAGUUAUUUUGUCUUUAUGGAUACAUGGGGAAUAGUCAACAGCUAUGGCGCCUUCCAAAGGAUCUACGAAGACACACUCCCCAACUCGCCCAGCACCAUCGCCUGGGCCGGCUCCAUCCAAGGCUUCACCCUCCUCCUAGUCGGCUGCCUUUCAGGCCCUAUCUACGACCGCGGCUACUUCCACGCGCUCGUCGUGCCCGGCGCGUUCUUGACGUUCUUCGGCAUGCUCAUGACCAGCUUCACGACCAAGUACUACCAGAUCCUCCUUGCCCAGGGCAUAUGCAUGGGUAUCGGGAUGGGCCUGAUAUAUAUCCCUUGUGUUGCCGUUUUGGCGAGCUACUUUCGAAGGAGGCGAGCUUUUGCUCUCGGGAUUGCUGCCGCAGGAAGCGGUUCAGGCAGUGUGAUAUUCCCCACCAUACUAUACCAACUACAACCCGCCGUCGGUUUUGCAUGGGCAACACGCGCUAUCGCGCUCAUCAUCCUCGUCACCUUACUCCUCAUGCUGGCAAUCGUCAGACGAAGGGCCAUACCAACACCUACAGAGCGCAGAAAGCUCUUCGACAAGACGGCAAUACGAGACGUGCCAUACGUUCUCUUCACAGUGGCGCUCUUCCUCGGCUUCAUGGGUUCUUAUGUGCCGUUCUUCUAUAUCAGCCCGUACACCUCCGCCCGGUCUUCCGCGUCCACGACUCUUGCCAAGUACAUGGUGCCCAUCCUCAACGCCGCCUCUAUCCCAGGUCGCAUCUUUCCCAACAUCGCCGCCGACUACAUCGGCUGCCUCAACACGAUGGCUCCCUGCGUACUCGCAUGCGCCAUCCUAAUCCUCACCUGGACUGCAAUACAGGGCGUCGGCGGCCUCAUCGCAUUCACCCUCCUAUACGGAUUCUUCACGGGUACGUUCGUCAGCAUCACGAACGCGGCUCUUGUCAGCCUCACCGACGACCCACGGAUCGUUGGCACACGCUUGGGGAUGAGCUUCACGUGUGCCGGAUUCGGUAUACUUAUUGGAAACCCUGUCGCGGGCGCUCUCAUCAACUUGGAGACUGGAUCGUUUGUGAAGAUGCAGAUCUUCGGCGGGGUCCUUGUUAUGGCGUCCGCUAUACUCUUCACUGCGGCAAGAGUCGCGAAAGUCGGUGUUGCAUUCAAAGCGAAGAUAUAG
Molecule: messenger RNA, 1326 nt
Organism: Peniophora sp. CBMAI 1063
Lineage: Eukaryota; Fungi; Basidiomycota; Agaricomycetes; Russulales; Peniophoraceae
Source: the annotation of a GenBank genome assembly